Chinchilla lanigera (long-tailed chinchilla) is the source of this 1332-nucleotide messenger RNA. It is a transcript of the gene Polh, whose product is annotated as polymerase (DNA directed), eta. Gene Ontology annotation, biological process: error-prone translesion synthesis; response to radiation. NCBI's taxonomy places the organism in Eukaryota, Metazoa, Chordata, Mammalia, Rodentia, Chinchillidae. Gene Ontology annotation, cellular component: replication fork; site of double-strand break; nucleus. Gene Ontology annotation, molecular function: damaged DNA binding; DNA-directed DNA polymerase activity. The record is from RefSeq and is a predicted model, not a curated record.
UGCGUCAACGGCCACUUGCGGCGCGCGCGCGCUGUUUGGCGUCAGUUAGGACUGCGCUGGCUCUCCUGACGACUUCUCGGGCGCGGUCUCUGGGAUGCUGGCGGGAUUCUCCGUCGUGAAGGGAAACGAGUCUCUCUCAAGACUAUUGCCCCGCCCCCAGAAGGGUGAGGAGACGUGCUAGACUUCUCUUCCUCCAGUGGAUCCUGAACCCUGCGUCCGUCCGCGGCAGCUUGGUCAGGUGUUUGUCGCCUCGAAGAAAUGGACACUGGACAAGACCGAGUGGUUGCCCUUGUGGACAUGGACUGUUUCUUUGUUCAAGUGGAGCAGCGGCAAAACCCUCAUUUGAGGAAUAAACCUUGUGCAGUGGUGCAGUACAAAUCCUGGAAAGGUGGUGGAAUAAUUGCAGUGAGUUAUGAAGCCCGUGCAUUUGGGGUCACUAGAAACAUGUGGGCUCAUGAUGCUAAGAAGUUAUGUCCAGAUCUUCUACUGGCACAAGUUCGUGAAUCCCGGGGGAAGGCUAACCUUACCAAGUACCGGGAAGCCAGUGUUGAAGUGAUGGGGGUGAUGUCUCAUUUUGCUGUGAUUGAACGUGCCAGCAUCGAUGAAGCUUACAUAGAUCUGACCAGUGCUGUGCAGGAGAGACUAGAGAAACUACAAGGUCAACCUAUAUCAGCAGACUUGUUGCCAACCACUUACGUCGAAGGUUUGCCCCAAGGCCCUACACCAGCAGAAGAGACUGUUCGGAAAGAGGAGAUGCGUAAACAAGGCUUACGCCAAUGGCUCGAUUCUCUUCAGAUGGAUAACACCACCUCUCCAGACCUGCAGCUCACCGUGGGGGCAGUGAUUGUGGAAGAAAUGAGAGCAGCCAUUGAAAGGCAGACUGGAUUUCAGUGUUCAGCUGGAAUUUCACACAAUAAGGUCCUGGCAAAACUGGCCUGCGGACUAAACAAGCCCAACCGCCAGACCCUGGUGUCUCAUGGGUCCGUCCCACAGCUCUUCAGCCAAAUGCCUAUUCGCAAGAUCCGCAGUCUUGGAGGAAAGCUAGGCGCUUCUGUCACUGAAGUCCUAGGUGUAGAAUACAUGGGUGAACUGACCCAGUUCACUGAAUCCCAGCUCCAGAAUCAUUUUGGAGAGAAGAACGGGUCUUGGCUGUAUGCCAUGUGCCGAGGGAUUGAACAUGAUCCAGUUAAACCCAGGCAGCUACCCAAAACCAUUGGCUGCAGCAAGAACUUCCCAGGAAAAACAGCUCUGGCUACUCGGGAACAGGUCCAGUGGUGGCUUUUGCAGUUAGCCCAGGAACUGGAGGAAAGACUGACCAAAGACCGGAAUGAU